This is a messenger RNA of Budorcas taxicolor (takin), 1122 nucleotides long. RefSeq names its product CD320 molecule (gene CD320). Bases 48 to 812 code for a protein of 254 amino acids. Gene Ontology annotation, biological process: receptor-mediated endocytosis involved in cholesterol transport; cholesterol homeostasis. Gene Ontology annotation, cellular component: plasma membrane. The record is from RefSeq and is a predicted model, not a curated record. NCBI's taxonomy places the organism in Eukaryota, Metazoa, Chordata, Mammalia, Artiodactyla, Bovidae. The transcript has 5 exons. Gene Ontology annotation, molecular function: protein binding.
GCUGGGAGUGCGCGUGGACCCAGCCGGCGCGGAGCGGGGGUGGUACGAUGAACGGUUGGGUGGCUCGGGGUCUAUCGCGGCGUGCUGCGGCCCUAGGCCUGGGGCUGCGGGUACUGCUCGGCUUCGGGCUGUGCCUGGAGACCGCCCCGACUCCGAUCCAGACCUGGUCCCCGACCCAGGCCCCAGGCCCCAGUGCAGGCUCGUGCCCGCCCACCAACUUCCAGUGCCGGAGCGAUGGCCGCUGUGUGCCCCUCAUCUGGCGUUGCGACGUUGACCAGGACUGCCUUGAUGGCAGUGAUGAAGAGGAGUGCGGUACUGAGGUACCCAAUGUCAGCCCCUCCGCUUGUGACAUCAUGGAUGACUGCCCUGACCGCAACAAGAGUCUUCUCAACUGCGGGCCCCAGCCCUGCCCGAAAGGCGAGCUGUGCUGCCUGCUGGAUGGUCUGUGUAUCCCAACCACAUGGCUCUGCGAUGGGCACCGGGACUGUUCUGACUACAGCGACGAGCUUGGCUGCGGAAACAAGACCCACCAGGAGGGGAGGACCAUGUCCACGGGGACUCCUGCGACCCUGGAGAAUGUCACUUAUCUCAGAAAUGCCACAGUCACCACCGAGGACUGGGACUCCGUUCAGUCUGGAAACCGAAGUGCUUAUGGGAUUAUUGCAGUUGUAGCAGUGCUCAGUGUCAGUCUGGCUGCUGGCAUCCUGUUUGCGUUGUCCCGGCUCUGUGCCCAGGGAUGCCUGGACCCGCUGGGGCUGCUGGUGUUCAUGAAGGGGUCACUGCAGCCAGAGAGGAAGACCUCGGUGCUCUGAGCAUGCGCUCUCACCCCCAUAUCACACGUUCCCCAAGUAUGGCAGGUAGAGAGGACCCACACGUGGCUGCUACCAUAUCAGCCCCCAGACCUGGCUUCUUCUGUCCUCACAGCGCCAAGCACCUGUGCUCCUGCAUAUGUGACCCUGGAGGCUGGGGUUGCCCGGACCCUCCCCUUGAUACGAAGAGCCUGGAUGGGGAACAUGUCACAGCCGGAGCUGAGGGGCUGGCCCCGGAUCACUCUUGGGGCGGCCCCCUUACUCAGACACUAUUGCUACCUCUGUUUGAGAGUGGUGAUUAAAGCUAGUUCAC